This is a messenger RNA of Rubroshorea leprosula, 2533 nucleotides long. NCBI's taxonomy places the organism in Eukaryota, Viridiplantae, Streptophyta, Magnoliopsida, Malvales, Dipterocarpaceae. The record is from the annotation of a GenBank genome assembly.
CACAUUCAUUGCAUUCUAAAAGAAACUGCACUUUCAUGACCAGAACACAUGGCAACUCAAAUAUGUGCUUCUGGCUCUUCAAUUCUUCUACUUCUCAUUGUCCUUUCUCCAUUACUAUUCUCAAAUGUUUUUGGGUAUGGAUCUCUUGGUCCAAUCGCCGCCGCAUUUGGCGAUAAUGGAUUCUUUUGUGCGGUGGAUGCUGGUGGGAAGCAGGAGAUCAUAUGUUGGGGUAAGAGCAAUCAAUCUUCAACCUCCACGUUAACGGAGUUUUUCCCACCAAUGGCUGCUCUCUCUGGUGGCGAGGGAUUUCUUUGCGGCAUUACAGCGAACACCUCUCAAGCAUUUUGCUGGGACUUGUUGAAUCCGGGUAUGGAUCUUGUCCCUACAGCAUUUAAAUACAAUUCAUACUCCCAAAUUGCGGCGGGUAAAACCCAUGCUUGUGCUAUCAGAGGAUCUUAUUUUUCUGGUUCUGAUAAUUUUGGUUCCGUUGAUUGCUGGCAUUUUCAUCGAAUAUUUAAUAAAAAUGUUAGCUCGAGUGUUGUUAGUAGUACUAAUACCCUGUUUCGUGAUCCAUACACUGAUAAGGCGGUGUUUAAGAUAAUUGUUUCUGGGGAUGGGUUUAGCUGUGGUGUUGUGAAGGACGGUGGGGUUUUUUGUUGGGGACCCAAAUCAAGCAAUUUGGGAGUUUCAACCAUGUCUGGCGAUUUUCGGAUUUUGGCUUCAGGAAGAAGUGCUGUUUGUGGGAUUUCUAAUGUUUCUAGUGAAGCAGAAUGCUGGGGUGAUUCUAAUGAAUUUGGUGAUCCGCCUAUUGGUACCAGGUUUGUGGGCUUAGCGGCAGGGGCGAAUCACUUUUGUGGCAUCCGUGAGGAUGAUCAUGGAGUUGAAUGCUGGGGAAACAUUGAUGCUUCUUCAGUUCCUAAAAAUUCUGGGUUUAUGGCAAUUUCUUCAUCUGAUUUUACCACAUGUGGGGUUCGAGAGGUGGACUUAGUUCUCAAUUGCUGGGGCAUUCAUGGACUGUCCCCACCAGAUUACAGUCCUCCAUUGCAGCUAUGUAGUCCUGGUGUGUGUUCUCCAAGCUCAUGUCCUGAUGGGAAGUUUGCUUUCAAUGCAAGCAUCCUUAAUGAGCCUGAACUAACAAGUUUGUGCGCUCAGAAAGACUUGAGCAUUUGCUUGCCUUGUAGAACAAGUUGUUCCCCAGGCUAUUUCCCUUCCACUAUUUGUGGUGCAAAUGCAGACACAACAUGCACUGCCUGUUCCCUUUGCCAGAACAGCUCUUGCUUGGAUAUUUGCGGCCUUUCUCCUUUGCCUGAGACCAAGAACCAGGAGCAGCAAGAGCUUAAAAGAUUCAUACUCAUCAUUGGAUCUUCUGUUUCCGGUGCCUUACUAAUUUUAAUUGCAUGCUGUUUUAUCCCGAGAGUGGUCCAAACUAAAGAUGAGGAAAGGGGUUUUUGUUUAAAGAAACCAGUUGUGAAGGCAGAACCUGACGCCAUCCCAGUACCAACUCCUACAACAGUUGCUUCUUUUGGAGAGACUCAAGUCUUCAGGUUGUCAGAACUGAAAGACGCAACACAUGGGUUCAAGGAGUUCAAUGAGCUUGGCCGGGGGAGCUUUGGCUUUGUUUACAAAGCUGUUCUGCCUGAUGGCAGACUAGUUGCUAUCAAAAGAGCUAAUGCUGCCACUAUUAUUCACACCAACAACAGGGAUUUUGAAGCAGAGUUGGAAAUUCUAAGCAACGCAAGGCAUGUCAAUAUAGUAAACUUGUUGGGGUAUUGCGCUGAAAUGGGGGAAAGGUUACUUGUUUAUGAAUACAUGCCUAAUGGAGCAUUACAUGACCAUUUACAUGGAGAGCUUUCUCCUUUAGGUUGGGACCUGAGGUUAAAGAUUGCAUUACAAGCUGCUAGAGGACUUGAGUACCUUCACAAUGAAGCCAAUCCCCCUAUCAUUCACCAGGAUGUGAAGACUGAAAAGAUUCUUCUGGACUCCGAAUGGUGUGCAAGAAUCGCAGAUUUUGGGAUUGUAGGUAGUGCCAAUGACAGGGAUGCGACGAGAGAUAAGGAGAAUGAUGUUUACAGUUUUGGAACCGUUUUGCUUGAGAUAUUGAGUGGGAGGAAAGCUUAUGACCGGAACAGCACUCUCCCUGGAAUCGUAGAGUGGGCAGUGCCAUUGAUAAGAAAGGGAAAGGCAAAUGCCAUCAUUGAUCGUAACAUUCUUCCUUUGCCAAAGAAUGUAGAGCCAUUGCUUAAACUUGCCGAAUUGGCUGAGCUUUCUUUGAGGGAAAAUCCCAGUGAACGUCCCACCAUGACCAACCUAGCAAGUUUGUUGGAUCAGAUUGUGAAGACUGGAUUGAUAUUGUAAAUAACACCCAAUCAAGAUUCAAAAAGGAUCUAGUUAUUGCUUCUUUUCUUCCAUACUUAGCUCUUUUUUUUCUUACAUAUUUGUAACUCUCCAAAGUUGUUCUUUUGAGAGAAAAAAUCAGAAGAGAUCAUGCAUCAAUGUCUGCUGUUUCUGGAGUUGAUAAAUGACCACAGAAACA